GCUUUUACGCGCGAGGCAGUGAACUGUAUAUUUAACACGGCCUGGUUUGGGAUUCGGCCCUAGUUAGUUGUAAACCACUGUUUUGUUAGGAUGUUAGACAACAAUGGAGAGGGGCUUCAUGUAGCAGUUAUAGCUGUAAAGUUUAGUAAAGUUACAUUUAUAUGUAAAUAUAUGUAUAGUAUAUGUUUUAUCUAAAUUAAACAUUACAUGGAAAGCUUAGAGGCGCUUUUUCCGUACCACGGAUAAACAGCAGCGAGCUAAGGUUGCUAACUAUCCGUUACGGUGAGCUAACUCGCAGACAGCAGUUCUUAAACUGGAUUGUUCGCCCCGGUUAGGCUCUGAGGAUAAAGUAAAACCGAACAUCAGCGGCUCCUAAUCAGAUCGUGUUCAGAAUGGACGUGAAUUUGACUAUUUCUCUGAUGAGAGGUCAGAUGGGGGUGGUGAUUGAAAAGGCCGUGAACGCGGCGGUGGAGACGGUGUUGGGGGAGAUGAUCCGGGUGAUGAGCCUCAAAUUUGAACAACUGCGAAGAGAAUUAACGACCAAAGAGAAGGAGAACGAGGACAUCAGGAAGAUGUUAGAAUCCACUCGGUGUCAGAUGAAGGUCCUGCGGCAGAAAUAUGUUAAUGCACUGAACACUAAGGAUGAUAGACAUGCGCCACACAGACACACACUUGGUCAGAUUAACGCAGCCAGACAGGCAGCCGGUCAUCUGGACGCAAACAGACAGGCAGCCGGUCAUCUGGACGCAAGCAGACAGGCAGCCGGUCAUCUGGACGCAAACAGACAGGCAGCCGGUCAUCUGGACGCAAACAGACAGGCAGCCGGUCAUCUGGACGCAAGCAGGCAGGCAGCCGGUCAUCUGGACGCAAGCAGGCAGGCAGCCGGUCAUCUGGAAGCAAGCAGGCCGGCAGCCGGUCAUCUGGACGCAAGCAGACAGGCAGCCGGUCAUCUGGACGCAAGCAGACAGGCAGCCGGUCAUCUGGACGCAAGCAGACAGGCAGCCGGUCAGUUGGAUACAACCAGAGCUCACCAGAUCACGCCUGAUCAUGGACUACCACUGAGAAGACGCUCUUCAAACACAGGAUCACCCAGUGCUGAACCUCUCACACUUUCUCUCAAACCCCGGAACCCUGAUCCAGCUCAUACAGCACUACCCGUCCCUAAAACUCAUAAAGUGACCCAUGAACCUGUCCCUACUGAGAGUUGCCAAAAUGCUGAAAUGCACAAUGAGGAGGUGCCAGAAUUAAAACUACAUCUGGGAUUGAAAGUGGAGAACACGUGCAGCCUCGCACAAGAGUGCAGCGAUCCUCUAUGGGGUCAAACACCUCAAAAGACCACAGAAGCUGAACACACUGAAGUCACAGACCCAAACCUUCUCCCUGUUGCUCAUACAAUCGAGGCACUGAACUCGGCUAUAACAGACACCAGCCAACCUGUUUUAAAGAUCAAACAGGAGGAAGCCGAGGUCGAGAUCGUCGAGGUGAAGGAGGAGCAAGCUGAGCCGUCCACUUCAGAGCUUCCUAAGAUCGAACUACACCAGCAUUUGGCUGGAGCAGGAGUGGCCAUAGAGCUGCAAGUGCCUCAACAGUGUGUCCAGAUACCUUCAGGGACUGAACCUGCUUUCAUGGGUGUGGACCCAAGUGCAUAUACUGAGUCUCAGCUGACUGUGGCAGAUACACAGAGGCAGCUGCAUCCUUUCUGCAAAGACCUGAUGCUGUAUGAAGAUUACAAGCGAAAACGUAUAGAAGUGCGUAAACGCAGCGAGACCCGACGGCGCGAGCUGGAGCGGACGCUGCCACAGGCUCUACUGGCCGACCUGGUGAAGGAACGCAGGGAAAAGACCCGUCUCAGAGUGGCCCGCUGGAGAGCCAAACGCAAGUUGCAGGCCUGCCUGAUGGCACAGGCAGCACAGUUUAACAGCACACAGGCUUUCUACACUCAGCGCAACGGCAGGGGGAGGGGAGGCGCCGGCCCACAACAGGGGGGCAUCGGUCUCGGUACAGCUCAGUCUGAGUCUGGUGUGUACACCAUGCCACUGCAGAUGGGCACCAAUCCUUUACUGGCAGCACAAAGACUCGGCAUGGCCGAAGGUCAAAUGCAGCCUGGAGCCUCUGUGUUUGUACAGCAGAGAACUUCAGCAGCCGGAACUGAGAACUACCAGUAAAAUUGGGAAAAACAAGUAUUGUAAUAGGACUUUUACCAUGAAAUAGUAACAAGUUGAACCAUGCAACAAGAAUCCAAUACUGGCUUUAGAUGUUUUAGUUGCAAACAAAACACAUGCAUUGGAUGAGAAUCUGACUGAAUUGUUGACUGAAUUCUGACUAGAAGGACAAAUAUGUGAGAAAAAAAAUUCUGAGAUCCUGAGGAUUUAAAAAAUACAUUUAACCAGUAGCAAUGAACAGGACCUUAAUCGUAAUUCUUACUCUUGAAGUCCAUAUGUGUGGUUUUAUGUACCUAUUCAUAUCUCAUAUUGUAAUUUAUCUCACCUUUUCACCAGCCUUCCUUUAUUACUUACAAUUAAACAGUUUUUUUUUUUUAUCAGUGCGUCUUUAGGACUAAUAUUUUCAAAUCUUGUCUGUCCUGAUUGGUUAACCACAUAUCCUAGAUUAUAAUACACUGUGAUGAAUAAUAGUCUAAUGAAUGUAUCCUUGAAGAUGCACAUUAUGUAGGACAGGUUUUUACAGCAAAAUCUCUCUUCACCAUCCACAUGUUGCAAGAAAAUGCUUGGAAAUCCAAUUUAUAUGUCCGUAAAGUGCCAAUAAUAAAAUGAUUGUGAUACGAUAA
This is a messenger RNA of Silurus meridionalis, 2785 nucleotides long. RefSeq lists its product as uncharacterized. The transcript is spliced from 3 exons. The record is from RefSeq and is a predicted model, not a curated record. Bases 393 to 2165 code for a protein of 590 amino acids. NCBI's taxonomy places the organism in Eukaryota, Metazoa, Chordata, Actinopteri, Siluriformes, Siluridae.